Molecule: messenger RNA, 608 nt
Organism: Aricia agestis (brown argus)
Lineage: Eukaryota; Metazoa; Arthropoda; Insecta; Lepidoptera; Lycaenidae
Gene: mRpL51
Product: 39S ribosomal protein L51, mitochondrial
Exons: 4
Coding region: 82-552 (156 amino acids)
Biological process (GO): translation
Cellular component (GO): mitochondrial large ribosomal subunit
Molecular function (GO): structural constituent of ribosome
Source: RefSeq, a predicted model, not a curated record
UUUUAGUUUCAUGCAUACGAAAAAUCGAAAUAUUUAAAUAAAUAAGAAUUAAUAUAACUAGUUAAGUAAAUAGAGUUAUAAAUGGAUCGCUUAUGUUCAUCGAUUCUUCAAACUAUAUGGCGUCCCACGAUAAACAUUGUGAGAACACGAUAUCAUGCUGACAAGACUCGUCUGGUAAGAAGAUACGGAUAUGAAGAGAAAAUGUGGAGUGGUGGUCUGUUACCGCGAGUAGAAGGAAAACGUUUACCAAUGCCUGAAUAUAGACCGAAAAAUGCAUGGUCAGAGAAAAGGGCACUGUUUGGACAGAAUGACUACAUUGAUAUACUCGGUACUGGUGAACUGCACCCAGUUAGGACUCUGUAUUCAGUACCAUCCUGGAUAAGAGGCUUCAGCGGCAAAGAGUACCAUGUGAUACUAAGGAAAAAGAAAAUGUUUGCUAAGACAGCUGCACCAGUUGUCCGACCGACAAAAUGGAAGGAAUACCAGAAACGACUUUCUUAUUUGUACAGAAUACUCAAUAGGAAAACUAAAACAGGAAAAUCAUCCCAGUAGAAUUAAGUUUGUUUACAUAGUUGAAUCUUAGUUAAUUAAAAAAAAAUGAAACAACA